This is a messenger RNA of Lotus japonicus, 1727 nucleotides long. RefSeq names its product maturase K. The record is from RefSeq and is a predicted model, not a curated record. The coding region runs from base 102 to 830 and encodes 242 amino acids. Gene Ontology annotation, cellular component: chloroplast. The transcript has a single exon. NCBI's taxonomy places the organism in Eukaryota, Viridiplantae, Streptophyta, Magnoliopsida, Fabales, Fabaceae. Gene Ontology annotation, biological process: mRNA processing.
UCUAAUUUAUAAUAGAAUAUCCUGUUUUGACCAUAUCGCACUAUGUAUCAUUUGAUAAUUCAACGAAUCUCUGAUCCUUUUGAUCAAAUAGAAUUUCUAAAAUGGAGGAAUAUCAGUUAUAUUUGGAACUGGAUAGAUCUCGUCAACAGGACUUCCUAUACCCACUUGUUUUUCACGAAUAUAUUUACGGACUCGCUUAUAGUCAUGAUUUAAAUAGAUCAAUUUUUGUACAAAAUUUUGGUUAUGAUAAUAAAUAUAGUUUACUAAUUGUAAAACGUUUAAUUACUCGAAUGUAUCAACAGAAUCAUUUGAUUAUUUCGGCUAAUGAUUCUAACAAAAAUCGAUUUUUGAGGUAUAAUAAGAAUUUUUAUUCUCAAAUAAUAUCAGAGGGUUUUGCCAUCAUCGUGGAAAUUCUGUUUUCUUUACAAUUAAGCUCGUCCUUAGAGGAGGCAGAAAUCAUAAAAUCUUAUAAAAAUCUGCGAUCAAUUCAUUCUAUUUUUCCCUUUUUCGAGGAUAAAGUUACAUAUUUAAAUUAUAUAUCAGAUAUACGAGUCCCUUUUCCUAUCCAUCUGGAAAUCUUAGUCCAAAUCCUUCGAUACUGGGUGAAAGAUGCCCCUUUGUUUCAUUUAUUAAGACUGUUUCUUUAUGAUUAUUGUAAUUGGAAUAGUAUUUUUAUUCCCCAAAAAUCGAUUUAUACUUUUUCAAAAAAGAAUCCAAGAUUUUUCUUCUUCCUAUAUAAUUUUUAUGUAUGUGAAUAUGAAUCUAUCUUUUUUUUUCUACGUACCAAAUCUUUUCAUUUACGAUUAAAAUCUUUUAGAGUUUUUUUUUAGCGAAUCUUUUUCUAUGCAAAAAAAGGACAUCUUGUAGAAGUAUUUGUUAAGGAUUUUUUUUCUACCUUAACAUUCUUUAAGGAUCCUUUCAUCCAUUAUGUUAGAUAUCAGGGAAAAUCCAUUCUGGCUUCCAAGAAUUUGCCUAUUUUAAUGAAUAAAUGGAAAUACUAUUUUAUCCAUUUAUGGCAAUGUUAUUUUGAUGUUUGGUCUCAACCGCGAACAAUCCGUAUAAACCAAUUAUCCGAAUAUUCAUUUCACUUUUUGGGCUAUUUUUUAAAGGUGGGGCUGAAGCAUUCAGUAGUACGGGGUCAAAUGCUGCAAAAUGGAUUUCUAAUCAAAAUUAUUAUAAAAAAGCUUGAUAUAAUAGUUCCAAUUAUUCCAAUAAUUAGAUUAUUGGCUAAAUCGAAAUUUUGUAAUGUAUUAGGGAAUCCCCUUAGUAAGCCGUCCUGGGCCGACUUAUCCGAUUUUGAGAUUAUUGCCCGAUUUUUGCGGAUAUGCAGAAAUCUUUCUCAUUAUUACAAUGGAUCCUCAAAAAAAAAAGAGUUUGUAUCGAAUAAAAUAUAUACUUCGGCUUUCAUGUAUUAAAACUUUGGCCUGUAAACACAAAAGUACCGUACGCGCUUUUUCGAAAAGAUUAGGUUCGGAAGAAUUAUUGGAAGAAUUCUUUACAGAGGAAGAAGAGAUUCUUUCUUUGAUCUUUCCAACAACUUCUUCUACUUUACGGAGGUUACAUAGAAAUCGGAUUUGGUAUUUGGAUAUUCUUUUUAGCAACGAUAACGAUCUAAUCAAUCAUGACUGAUUAUUUAUGUUAUGAUACUUCGGAAAUGAAGAAAGGGAAAUUAUCCUUAAAUAAGUUAAAUAAGGAUAAACAAAAAUUCAUUCAUUUCUAUUAGUAUU